UGAAAACUUUUUUUUAACGUCAGUCGUGAAUUGAAUUUAGAACGCAAUCGGCGUAAAAAUUCCAGCGUUGUCCCCCCGAUAAAUUGAAAAAAAUUCUUUUACCGUGUCAUCAUUUUGUGAAUAUCUGUCAAUAAAUCGAUAUAUAAAUAAAAGUAAAACGAUAAUUGGAUAAGUGCAAAAUGUGCAGCGAUUAACCGUCGCAAACGAAAUAAAUUCUGAAAAAGCUUCGAAGGAAGUCUGAAAGAAAAAAUAAUAAAAAAUUUUCUGUGGAAGAUACUCACUAAUUCUUCGUGCUGUGUGUGGUGCAGAGUGUGUUGUAUAUGUGGAGUGAUUUUCAAUUAAUUUAUUUUUUCCGCUAAAUUGAGAAAAACUACGCAAUCACUGGAUUAUUUUUGGAUAACCAAUUUUUCCCAAGACAAACUCUUUUAUAAUUGAACCGAGAAUACAUCCGCUAGCCGCCUUAAUCGUUUGUGAUUAGGUGGUAUUGAUUCCAUUCAAAAUUAAGUGAAACAACGACAGUUACAAUUGAUCACGAAAAUGUCACAUCACAGCGAUGAUCAUCUUUUACAAGCGGGCAGCGAUUCCUUUUGGGAACCGGGAAACUACAAAAGAACAACAAAACGAAUAGAGGAUGGCUAUAGACUGUGUACAGAGCUGCAGACUCUUAUUCAAGAACGAGCAGAAAUCGAAAAGGGAUAUGCAAAGAAUCUACGAGCCUGGUCGAAAAAAUGGGGCGAGUUAAUUGAAAAAGGCCCCGAAUAUGGUACAAUGGAAGCAGCAUGGAAAGGCAUUUUAACAGAAGCUGAACGAUUGUCAGACGUGCAUUUACGGGUUAAAGAAAAUUUAAUUGCUGGGGAAAUUCAAAUGAUUAAAACCUGGCAAAAAGACAAUUUCCAUAAGACAAUGAUGCAAAUAAAGGAGAGAAAAGAAAUGGAUGAUAAUUUUAAGAAAGCCCAGAAACCAUGGGCUAAACAUUUAGCAAAGGUUGAGAAGACCAAAGCUGAUUAUCACGCUUCCUGCAAGACUGAAAAAUCUGCCACAAAUCAAGAAAGAAAUGCCAAUGCCGAUAGUUCACUAUCACCGGAUCAGAUCAAAAAGAUGCAGGAUCGAGUGCAGAAAACAAAAGAUGAGGUGCAAAAGUGUAGGGAAAAGUACGAACAAUCGCUGCAAGAGAUUAACAAAUACAAUCCCGUGUAUAUGGAAGAUAUGACAUCAGUAUUCAUCAAGUGCCAAGAAAUGGAAGAGACUCGGUUAAGGUUCUUCAAAGACGUUCUAUUCAAAAUUCAUAAAAGUUUGAAUGUGUCCAAGGAUCCCAGCUUACCUCAGAUAUACGAAGAACUCUAUCACACCAUCAACAAUUCGGAUCACCAAAAAGAUUUGAAAUGGUGGUCGAACAAUCAUGGUGUUAACAUGGCAAUGAAUUGGCCAUCGUUCGUGGAAUAUACUGAAGAGUUCCGUGACAUUGCUAAGGGCAAUAAAUCCAAAGAAGCCUUACCAGCGGCACCGAUCACCCUGAUACAUCAACGACCAGUUGGCGAGGAAUUGCCUGAAUAUCCUCCACCAGCCAACAAUCGAAACAGUGUAAACCGAACAUCAGCCACAGUGACAAAUGCUAAACCAACAUCGCGUGUCAAUAGCGAAUCACCGAAAUCGGAUAGUACACCGUCGCAGAAUUCACAGAAUGCUUCGCCCAACCACAGAGCAUCGACAAUAACGAACGGCAAUGGUAACGGCAAUGGCAAGACCGAUGCUAAUCCAUUCGAUGAAGAGGAGUGGGACGAGGGCGAUGGUGAAACGGUUUUGGUAGACAAUGGUGAGCCGGGUGUUCCAGUGAAAGCUUUAUAUGAUUAUGAUGGGGCUGAAAGUGAUGAAUUGACAUUCAAGCAAGGUGACAUAUUUGAAAAGCUCGAAGACGAGGAUGAACAAGGCUGGUGCAAGGGCCGGAAAAAUGGCAAAGUAGGUUUAUAUCCAGCAAAUUAUGUCGAAAAUGUUCCGUCAUAAAAACGAUAAUGCAGUGCAUGAUGAAUAUUCACCGUUGAGGGUGUAUUAGUGUUAAAGAUGCACCGCGAGAUGGGGUGUGUGUUGUGUUAAAUAAAUUUCUUUAAAAUGAAAGGGAAAAACAAAGGAAGAGAAAAACAAAAUAGAAUUUCGUUAGAGAGAUUUGAUCAUUUCACUCUCUCAAUGGGAAAAACACCUAACACCACAAAAAUGUUGUAUUUUGUUGUGACAUUUUUUGGUUUUUUUUUUUCGUUUUGUUUGUGUGGAAUGAUUUGAAUUUACCGGUAAAUUUAAAUUAUUUUAUGUUUUAAAACAUUUAUCCUUUUUUUUUCUUUGUUAAAUUUAGCAGUUAAAGAGUUCUGGUAAUAAGAAUCAAAAGAAGAAAAAAAAUCUUUAAAUAUUUUUGUUAUUUGUUAUUUAUCAAGAAGAAG
This is a messenger RNA of Bradysia coprophila, 2429 nucleotides long. RefSeq names its product protein kinase C and casein kinase substrate in neurons protein Synd (gene Synd). Gene Ontology annotation, cellular component: cytoplasm; endosome; plasma membrane. Gene Ontology annotation, biological process: regulation of endocytosis; cytoskeleton organization; plasma membrane tubulation. Lineage: Eukaryota; Metazoa; Arthropoda; Insecta; Diptera; Sciaridae. The record is from RefSeq and is a predicted model, not a curated record. Gene Ontology annotation, molecular function: phospholipid binding; protein binding.